Messenger RNA from Drosophila gunungcola (fruit fly), 2419 nucleotides. Its product is annotated as ceramide synthase 6. The transcript has 6 exons. Lineage: Eukaryota; Metazoa; Arthropoda; Insecta; Diptera; Drosophilidae. The record is from RefSeq and is a predicted model, not a curated record. Gene Ontology annotation, biological process: ceramide biosynthetic process. Gene Ontology annotation, molecular function: DNA binding; sphingosine N-acyltransferase activity. Gene Ontology annotation, cellular component: membrane. The coding region runs from base 535 to 1761 and encodes 408 amino acids.
UCCGAAAGCAACCGAGUAUAUAGUGGUUAGUGCAAAGCCCAUUCGUAUUUUUUUUUUCGUUCCAUCCUGAAAGUUUAAGUGGACAGCGGGCCGUUAUUCUGGUCUGUCACUCAGCUCGACCCGAAAUUCUGAAGUGUAUUUCUUUGGCCGACAGAUUUCCGUCUUCUCUCAAACUCACUCUUCCUUUCGAAGCGGCAAAAAAUACGGGUGAAAAAAUAGUCAAAAAAAUAACUAAGGACAACAACAAUUCGGCGGUUCGUUUUUUGCCAGUGUGUGUGCGUGUGUGUGUGCGCGUAGUGUAAGUGUGUGUGGACCGGUGCUCCUGUUUUUGUUGUUGUGUUGCUGUUUCCAAGACACAAAACACGCACACAAACGCAGGGUCGCAUGCAAGAGACUCGCACACAAUUGCGAAUAUUAAGUAAAAACAUAUACACAAUAUAUGUGACAACAAACGCCAGGAAAAAACUAAAAAGCGGAGAAAAACAAUUGAGAAAUUAAAUCAGCAGCAACAGCAGGAGCAGAAGUAGCCGCAACAUGGAUCUAAUCAAUAAGUUUAGCAAUGCAUUCUGGAGCGAGCACAUUUGGCUGCCGCCGAACACAACUUGGGCGGAUAUUGCGCCCGGCUCGCGACAGGAUGUGGUGCACGCCAACUAUAAGGACCUCAUCUGGCCCAUUCCAUUCGCCGCUGUCGUCAUGCUGGUCCGCUACACGCUCGAGCGUUUUUGGAUAUCGCCAAUAGGCAAAUCACUGGGCAUACGUAGUUCUAGACCUAAGAAGGCGGCAAAUGUUCCUAUUUUGGAGACGGCCUAUGCCAAAUCGACGCGAUUGGACAACAAAUGGCUGGCUCCGCUGUCCAAGCAGACGGAUAUGAGCGAGCGCCAAAUUGAGCGCUGGUGGCGUUUACGAAGGGCCCAGGACAAGCCCUCGACGCUGGUGAAGUUCUGCGAGAAUACCUGGCGCUGUAUCUACUACCUGUACAGCUUCAUCUUUGGCGUGAUCGUGCUGUGGGACAAGCCCUGGUUCUGGGAUGUGAAGAGCUGCUGGUACGGCUACCCGCAUCAGUCGAUCAGCAACGAUAUCUGGUGGUACUACAUGAUUUCGAUGUCCUUCUACUGGUCCCUCACUGGCACCCAGUUCUUCGAUGUGAAACGCAAGGACUUCUGGCAGAUGUUCAUCCACCACAUGGUCACCCUGCUGCUGAUGUCGCUCAGCUGGGUGUGCAAUCUGCAUCGCGUCGGCUCCCUGGUCCUGGUCGUCCACGACUGCGGCGACAUCUUCUUGGAGGCCGCCAAGCUUACCAAAUAUGCCAACUUCCAGAAGCUCUGCGACGCCAUCUUUGCCAUCUUCACUGUGGUCUGGAUUGUGACGCGCCUGGGCUUCUAUCCACGCAUCAUCUACAGCUCAUCGGUGGAAGCACCGCGCAUUCUGCCCAUGUUCCCAGCCUACUACAUCUUCAACUCAUUGCUUCUGAUGCUGCUCGUCCUGCACGUCAUCUGGACAUACAUGAUUCUCAAGAUCGUUGUCGACUCUCUGCAGAAGGGUCUGAUGUCCGGUGACAUACGUUCCAGUGAUAGUGAGGAUCUCUCAGACAGUUCGGAGAAUGCAGCGCUGGCCAACGGAACGGGGCGCUCCAAGAACAAGUCGAACAGCGGUGCGCCCUCGGCCGGAGGAUCUGGAGGAGCAGCAGGUGGUGGUGCCACCCAGCGCAAGUCCAACAAUGCCAGCAAUCAUGCGACCGAGGCGACAACGGCGGCCAAGUAGAUUGGAAUGCGGGUGACACGGAGCACGGAGUAGCCGGUGGCCACCAGUAGCCACCAGUAGCAGAGGCACAUUUCCCGAGGGGCAGGAGCAACAACAACAGUAAACAAACAAAAUCAACACACAACAUCCCCCCACACGCAACACACACACACACAUACAAAAACCAAACCAGUUCAGAACGUUUUUAUGUUAAUUAUUAUUUUUUAUAUAUAAUUCUUUUUUUUUAAGAUAAACAAAAAAGAACAACAAAUCGGAAACCAAAAGAAAUUUCAAUAAAUGCGAGAAAAUUUAUGAGUAACGAUCACCUUGAAUGUAAAUCGUUAUUAAUUAAUAAUUAUAUAUAUUUAUUUAUAUAUAUAUAUGCCUCACUGCUUUUUUGUUGUUGUUUGUCUUGCUUAACCAAAAAAGAAAGAAAAGAAAAAAGAAACAAGAAAAUAACGUUAAAAAUAACCAAUUAAACGUAAAGCUAAAGUUAAGUUAUUUUACCAAACGAAAUGGAAGAUAGCACAGUGGGACUAAACCAAAUUUGCUUAGACAAGAAUUCAAUAAACGAGAAGUAAAAAAAGAAAACAGAAUAGUAGUCAAAACUAUUGUAAAUAUUGUACUUGUAUGUUUCCCAUAUUAAUAAAUUUAUGCAAAACAAAUUACAAGAACCAAA